UUAAAGAUUGUUUUUGCUGUUCGUGGUUCUGCUUUGUUACAUGUCAGUUUUUUUUAAAAUAAAUUGUCUUUACAAGUUUGGUGGGAUAAAUUACUUGUCAUUAAAAUCGCUUCAUUUAUAAUUUUUUUUCUAACACGUUAACCUUAUGACCAAGUGUUUGGACCUCUGGGAUGUUUAAACGGAAAACACUGACAUACGAAGCUAACUUCUGGACUAGCUUACAGGAUGUCUAAACUUGAGCGUUUGAACGCCCGGGUGGCCAGACUCUUGACCGAAGCCGUGCAGGAGGUUCUGGAGGUGGUGAAGGAGACGGUGUCAGAGUACCAGGAGAAAACAGCCAGGACACAGAGAGAGAACGAGAGUCUGAAGAGGAGACUGCAGGAGCUCCAGGACAAAAUACCAAAAGAAAGCACCCAUGAGAACACAUAUAAUUUUUCUGUCCUGACUACAAGUGGGCCGUCAGCAGAGGAAAGCGACACAACAGCGAAGCAGGAUCUGAGUAUCAUUCAGAAGCAUGACUUGGAUGUUGUUGCUCUCGCAGAGCAAAACAGCAACCAGCUCAACUAUGUCUUGAAGCAGGAGACUAAAGAAAAAGAGAGCCACAGCAGUAUUCAGACACAAGCUGAGUCCAAGUUGGCGCAAACGUCCACAGACCACCACAAAGUACAGCUGGCAGAUGCAACGCACAACUUAGAGGGGCAGCGUAUGCCGUCUGAACCCAGGGACGCCGGAGCAGACCCUUACUCCAGCACACUGUUUGGGUUAAACAUGGCUGCCAUCAAAAGUGAAUCAGAGCCCACAGACUGCAUGUCAUCACAACAACCAUGUCUUCAAUCCCAGUACACCGGCUGCAUGGAUUUAAGCUGCAACUCCUCUCGUCACACCUCUGCCGAGACCCUCAGGCCGCAAGCUAGCGCUGAGCCUUACGGACUCGUUUUUGUUCGUUCAAAUCACAUGGCACACAGGAGGCAUGGAUUAGCAAAGAACACCAGGGCCGGUUUGGACGGCAGACAGAUCAGGAUGGAGCACCUCAGGAGAGACGGCUUCCACUUGUGCGUGGUCUGUGGAAAGACAUUCAGCAGGGUCGGGAACCUGAGAAUCCACCAGCGCUGCCACACUGGAGAGAAGCCGUACGGCUGCGUCCAGUGUGGGAGGCGCUUCAGUCAGGCGGGAGACCUGAAAAAACACAAAAGGGUCCACACGGGGGAGAAGCCGUACUACUGCAGCCAGUGUGGAAAGAGCUUCAGUCGAGGGGAGAACCUCAAAAGACACCAGAGGAUCCACAUCGGAGAGACGCUCCAGCUGCAGCAAGCAUGUCAGGAGCAGCAGUAGUGAUUACAGCACUGAGUCGAGUGCACAUCAAUAAAAUUAGCACAGUUUUUUGUUUCUUUUUUAGAGAUUUUUAAAGGUUGAUUUUUGACCUGUGAUCCUAGUUUUAGAAACAGUUGCAGUGUAUUUAAAUUGUUGCUAACUCACUGGAGCUGUUGGAAGGCUCCUCUGUUUGUCACUCUAAGCAUGGAGAAGCCAGACUGCUGUUUUUCCCCCUCUUAACCAAAGAGGGGAAGUCUUAAAAAAAAGCAUACUCUCUAUAUCUGAUAUAUCUGGUAUAGCAUAUCCGUGCAGUGUUACUUUGGUGACACAACUCAACCGAGUGUUGAAAUUGUAAUAACAGACGGCAGCAGAUGGGCUUCCAUGCGUUGUUGUAACUUGCAAGAAUAUAUGUCAGUGCUCAAGAGAAGCAUCUUAAACAGGAAGCUUCUGUCACCUUUCAGCUAAUUACAUUCUCAAGGUGCUACACAGGACAUAUAAAUAAACACCAGGCAUCAGUGUGGUUUACACAGGGUGUAUCAAAAGAGUCAUCCAAUUUCGAAAGGCUGUAUUUUUUAAAGAAACUGUGUUUCAGUCAUUACUGGUGAACGACUGAACAGUUAAAGCAUUUUAACAACAGAUUAUUCCUUUUGAUACACCCUGUGUAAUGAAUAAAGCUAGAAAUGUAAAAAGAAAACACAAAAACAUGCAGUUUUAUAUAUAAAUGUGAGCUAUUCAUUUAGACCGAGAGAUGUUAAGAUUUUAUUGGAGCUACAUUUGAAACAGCUUAUACAGAAACAAGAGUCCAGCGAUACAUUUGUAUGGCCUGUGAAAUCCAAUCGAACUUAUGUAUGCUAAAAAUGUGUUUGUAUGUAUGUCUUGUGAAGCUCCGAGGGAAUGUGACUUCUAAAAGUUGGGUCGUGCCCAAAUGUUUCAUAAACACUGCUGCUUCAUUUAAAAAAGUAGAUUUUUUUACAUGUUUCUAUGAUAUUAUGAAGAACAAUAAUAAGCAUUUUAUAAGAUUCAAAUAGAUGACCCCUCCCUGAACCUGGUUCUGCUGGAGGUUUCUUCCUGUUAAAAGGGAGUUUUUCCUUCCCACUGUCACCAAGUGUUUGCUCACAGGGGAUUAUUAUUGAUGGACUUUGCUCCAUCAUGCUGGAAAAUUGCCACCAGAUUGCUAUUGGAUCACUGGAAGAAGUUGGGCUUGGAGGACGUUUAUAGGAUAGUCAAUUCAUGAAAAGUAAUUGGACAAGCAGAAGCCCAAAAGCUGUGAUCGGCUGGAGAGCUCUGAUCAUGCAGAUCUCAAAAGCUGAUAUCCUGCAUGCCACAAAGAAUUGCAGAAGUUAUGAAGAAGAUGAUGAAAUGCUUGUGAUUGUUCUUCUGUGCCAUGGAAACAUGCAGGGGUUAAAGUUUCAUUCCCACAUCUUCAGUUAAUGAGUAAUUAAUGUGCUGCAGUCUGGCGGUCCAUCCAGUUGAUGCCAUGGAGAUACUUACUCAGGGAGAGUACUGAAGCACAAAUGGAGUAAAUGUGUUUAAAGUGGCAGGUCAUUUCAAAUAGCUCAGCAAUAAAUACACAAACUGUCUGUGCAGCUUGGCUAUGGAAGCUAAAGAUACAGCUGCUAUUUUCCAGAGAGAGAGAAAAGUGAAUCUGUGAUACAAUCACUCUCAGAGAUGGAGAAAAAUAAUAAGAGGAUAAUGAGGUUAUUUUCAAAAGCUAUGAACUGCUCAGAGAGCGACAAUUGACUAGCUAGAAAUGUAAAGCUUUACAUGUAAUGUGAUGUAAACGAUCCUUGUUCUGUUUUGGGGGUUUUUUUAUCAGAAGCUAGAUCUGUGCAGGAUGUUUUGCUGUAGCUUAAUGGUUAUUUCACGUUGCGAAACUUGAAUUGGAAUCAUUUUGUGUUAUUUAAAUGUAUGAAAUGUAUGAAGUAUGAAAAUACUACACAGUUCAGUGCAGGCUAAACUGCUGUGUUAGCGGUGUUUACAUCCAGUGUACAGUACUGUGCUGUGUUGUGCUGCUGUAGAGCAGGCUGUGGUAUUCGUGGCCACUUAAGUUAGGUGAAGCAGUGGUGGAGAUAGAUAACCAGGUGAAUAUGGUGUAAAACUGAGGUAAAUUUACUUUGCUGAUGCUUUUGCACUGAUGAAAUUCACCUUUAUUUACGUGAAAUUGAACACGGUUUGAUUUAAAAAAAAAAAAAUUAAAUCUGAAGUUUAAAAACCACCAAGGUGAAUCAAGGCUAGCAGCCGUCACUUUAACUUCAGACUGAUGAUGCUGUUUAGCUUAAAUUCUACCUUUCAUAUUGCCUUUAUACCAGCCAGGUGUUGAAAUAACCUCUUCUUAGGUCAUGUUAAAAUCACCAAAAACAGUUACUCUAUCAGCUGACAGCCUGUACCCACAAAGAGAGAGGAAAUCUACUGGCACUCACAAUGAAAAUUAAUUUGUAACUUAUUAGUAAGUGAUUCAUUAGCUCAUGCUGCACUGCUUCAGUUGAUCUUAGGGAUUUGCAGCCUGCCAAAUCCCACUGUAACCCCUGGAAACAUGUAAGAAAUAAUCUAAAUAAGAAAUGAAGCAGCAAAGUGUUUAAAACACAUACCUUUGGCUAUACAAAAAGGAAAUAAAUAUGUUCUUGCAAGUUAGAUGGUGUGCAGGAGUCUCUUUGUCUCCUAUGGUACAAGCAUUACAAAUGCUAUAUUGAUAUAUUGAUGUGUGUCUUCUAGGUCUGAUUCCGUUAUAACAGUUUCCUGUGAAACGUUGGUUUGAAAAGGAGGUUAACUCGACGAGUUGACCUCUUUCGGUCACCUGCAGAAUGUGUCGUCAUUUUAGUAAAUGUCAGAGAAACCUUUUAAAAAUCUGAAUCGCAUAAUUGUCACUAAAGCUGCCCGACUUUCCAGACUGAUUAAAGGCUUUCUGAUGGUUGGACAUAUGUAUUGCAAGUUAAACUUGGUUUGUGAAGCAGAGGCAAUAAACUAAUUUAUUACCAUUACA
Molecule: messenger RNA, 4291 nt
Organism: Oreochromis aureus
Lineage: Eukaryota; Metazoa; Chordata; Actinopteri; Cichliformes; Cichlidae
Product: zinc finger and SCAN domain-containing protein 2-like
Exons: 3
Coding region: 226-1332 (368 amino acids)
Biological process (GO): regulation of transcription by RNA polymerase II
Molecular function (GO): RNA polymerase II cis-regulatory region sequence-specific DNA binding; DNA-binding transcription factor activity
Source: RefSeq, a predicted model, not a curated record